Ectocarpus sp. CCAP 1310/34 is the source of this 606-nucleotide messenger RNA. The record is from the annotation of a GenBank genome assembly. Lineage: Eukaryota; Phaeophyceae; Ectocarpales; Ectocarpaceae.
UGUUGCUUUCGCCGUUCCCGUUAUGGCCCCGGGCAAGCGCCCUUUUUCGGUGGGGAAACCCACCAAGAUUAUUGACGUUAACCUUCUCCAUGUUUCGUCCUCCCACGCCAAUGAGUUUCUUUUGCGUGAGCUUGCGAAGCAGCACGGUCUCCGACUGACCGGUGUCCUGCAGUCCUGUGGUGGAUGCCUGCAGGGGAAGGGGAAGAAGGCGGGCGUGCCUCACCAAUUGGGCACGCGCGCGGAGCGGCCGCACGAUCUUUGGCACAUCGAUAUGUGUGGGCCGAUGACGGCCUCGCUGGGGGGUUCGUUUUUCAUGAUUAUGUUCGUGGACAGCUUCUCGCGGUGGAUGAAGCUGUACGGGAUGAGGCGCAAGUCGGACACCCUCGCCUUCGUCAAGAAGUUCCUCGCCGACAUGAGUGGCACCGGUGUCCCUCGCUCUUUCCGGAUGGACAACGGGGGGGAGUUCAUCGGACGCGACUUCAUCGCCUUCUGUGACAACGCCGGCAUCCGCCGUACGUACACGGCGCCGGACACCCCGCAGAGAAAUGGUCCGGCGGAGAGUGCGAUCUGGCGCGUGAACAAGGCCGGCCACGCCGCUCGUCUCGA